AUUACUCCUUCUCCGGUACCAAUCUAGUAUUCUCAUUUACUAGAUUUGUUUUCAUCUCAAUUCAUUUUUUUCUGUCCUUUAACCCCCUACUACCAUAGGCCUUGAUCCUCUAUUUGAAAUGUCUUGGUCUCUACCUCCAGGUGUCAUCGUCUUCGGACCCGAUGUUACCUGCACGCUAGAUACCUGUCCUCUAGAAUGGACUGUUUAUGGAUACCGGCCUUCUCUGGCCGCUAACAUCACCUUUAUGGCUCUCUUUGGCCUCGGGGGAGUUCUACACGCAAUCCUUGGCUUCAGACGGAAGACAUGGUGGUUCAUGGGCUGCAUGGUUGUCUGUUCUAUCAACGCCUGCAUCGGAUAUGGUGGUCGUGUCUGGCUAUACUAUGAACCAUUCAGUUUCGAAGGGUUUCUAAUGCAGAUGAUUUGUGUCACUAUUGGUCCAGUGUGGUAUUGUGCUGCUACAUAUGUGAUCCUCGGCCAAACUAUCACAUGCUUUGCACCAUCUCUUAGCCGUGUGAAGCCAAUUUUCUUCUACUUUGGCUUUAUUACCUGCGACAUCAUAUCCCUUGUAUUACAAGCUGCUGGAGGGGCUUUGUCAAGCAUAUCCAUUGGAUCAAACCAGGUUGGAGUCGACCUUUCUCUUGCAGGCCUAGCUUUCCAAGUCGCAACCAUUGUCACCUUCUGCAGUUUCCUUCUCGACUUCAUUAUUCGGUAUUUCCGAUCCCCACAAGGACGCAAGGCAGUUGCUAUCAUCGGUCUCCGGUUGAAGAUCUUCUUUGGAUUCAUGUUCCUUGCCAUGCUCCUAACUGUUGUGAGAAGCGUGUAUCGCCUUGCUGAGCUGCAUGAAGGGUAUACUGGCGAACUGAUUAGGGAAGAGGGUUUGUAUAUUGGCUUGGAAGGAGUGCUCGUCGUCGUGUCGUUCUACUGCUUAUCUAUAGGCCACCCCGGGCUGGUAUUUAAGGAGAGCACUAGGGAGAGCCUCGCGGCUAGUAGUGAGGACGACGUGUAA
Messenger RNA from Daldinia decipiens, 1006 nucleotides. RefSeq names its product RTA1 like protein-domain-containing protein. Gene Ontology annotation, cellular component: fungal-type vacuole; plasma membrane. The record is from RefSeq and is a predicted model, not a curated record. Lineage: Eukaryota; Fungi; Ascomycota; Sordariomycetes; Xylariales; Hypoxylaceae. The transcript is spliced from 5 exons. Bases 119 to 1006 code for a protein of 295 amino acids.